Fukomys damarensis (Damara mole-rat) is the source of this 2297-nucleotide messenger RNA. RefSeq names its product solute carrier family 25 member 16 (gene Slc25a16). Gene Ontology annotation, biological process: transmembrane transport. NCBI's taxonomy places the organism in Eukaryota, Metazoa, Chordata, Mammalia, Rodentia, Bathyergidae. Gene Ontology annotation, cellular component: mitochondrial inner membrane. The record is from RefSeq and is a predicted model, not a curated record. The transcript has 9 exons. Bases 183 to 887 code for a protein of 234 amino acids.
GUUCCUUCCUGGCCGGAGGUAUUGCCGGAUGCUGUGCUAAAACAACAGUUGCUCCUUUGGAUCGAGUAAAGGUUUUAUUACAAGCUCAUAAUCACCAUUACAAGCACCUAGGAGUAUUUUCUGCACUUCGUGCUGUUCCCCGAAAGGAAGGAUACCUGGGAUUGUAUAAAGGAAAUGGUGCCAUGAUGAUUCGAAUCUUUCCCUAUGGUGCAAUCCAGUUUAUGGCAUUUGAGCAGUAUAAAACGUUGAUUACCACAAAGCUGGGAAUUUCUGGUCAUGUGCACAGAUUAAUGGCUGGAUCCCUGGCAGGCAUGACGGCAGUUAUCUGUACUUACCCUCUUGACAUGGUCAGGGUGCGCCUAGCAUUCCAGGUGAAAGGGGAGCACACCUACACAGGAAUUAUUCAUGCAUUCAAAACAAUUUAUGCAAAGGAAGGUGGUUUCCUUGGAUUUUACAGAGGACUGAUGCCUACUAUAUUAGGAAUGGCUCCAUAUGCAGGUGUUUCAUUUUUUACUUUUGGUACCUUAAAGAGUGUUGGGCUUUCCCACGCUCCCACCCUUCUUGGCAGACCUUCAUCAGACAAUCCUAAUGUGUUAGUUUUGAAAACUCACAUAAAUUUACUUUGUGGUGGUGUUGCUGGAGCAAUAGCACAGACGAUAUCCUACCCAUUUGAUGUAACGCGUCGGCGAAUGCAAUUAGGAACUGUUCUGCCAGAAUUUGAAAAGUGCCUUACUAUGCGGGAUACUAUGAAGUAUGUCUACGGGCACCAUGGGAUCCGGAAGGGGCUGUACCGUGGUUUAUCUCUCAAUUACAUUCGCUGCAUUCCUUCUCAAGCCGUGGCUUUUACAACGUAUGAACUCAUGAAGCAAUUUUUUCACCUAAACUAAAAAAAAAUAUAUUCCUUGUGGUUUCUUUUCCUGCAUAAACUCUUAGAAGGAAAAAUUAAGUGCAGGAGAAGCAUUACUUGAUGGGGGUUAUUUACCCUAGCACAGGAACCACUGGUAUUUUAAUACUUGAUUUAUUUUUUAGUCACAAAACAAAGUGCUUAACUGACUUUUUGAUGCCAAUCAUUAUAUCUUAGAACACUGAAAAAAAAAACUCCUAAGCUGAUGCUGGCUAAUCAGUUAGGUUAUUUGAAACUGUUUAAAAGUAUUAUUUGGUAGUGCAGUGUUUAUAACCGUAAUGGGGUCCAAGAGAUUGCCAUUAACUUUAUUACACUGUUUUAAGCUUUUAAUUGUAAUCAUGAUUUUUUUCUUUUUCUUUUUUUGUGCUGUUUCAAGACCCAAAUGCAGGGCCUUGAACAUGCUAAGCAUGCACUCUUUCUACUGAGUUCACCCAAGUCUGAAAUCAUGAUUUUGUAAAAACUCUUGACAUUUUUCGUUAUUAAGAUAUGCAGGCUUGGAUAAAUUGAAGCAGAAUGAUGAGAACAGAAUUUUUAAGUUCUUUAUUUUUCUUUGUAUAAUUUUGCUUGACCGGGUAAAAGGAGAAAUGCUUUUCCUUCAUUUUUAAAUUAAAAAAAUGGAUUUAAAGUGUAUUCAAAGUCCAUAUAUUUCUCACAGGCACUUCUAAUACAGAGUAGUAUCUCUGUUCUCAAAAACAGAGUAGUGCCACAGUUAUGUUUUGUUGGAUGGUUUGGUAUAUACUAGAAGACUGAAAGUGAACUGUGAAAUAUCCGUUAAUGUAGAUGUGAGUAUCAAAGGAUGUUUCUAAGAUGUUAUGUCAUGAUAUAUCAACUAGGUCUUCCAUGUAAAGUCAUUUUAGUACAAUAUAAAUUUAGGGAGAAAAAUAAAAUAUGAUUUGAUUGCUAUUCUUUAUAUUAAGAAAAUUGUUUAAAAUGUAAGAAUUCUACUUCUUGUGUUUAGAGCACUUUUUGUAGUUUAUUGUCAGCAUGACAGAAACGGGAAGAGAACAGUGAAAAUUCAAAUAGUGAUUUGUAGAAUUAAUGUGAUCUUUAUGAUACCAGAAACCUAACUUGAAAGUGUUAUUUCUGCAUCAAUUUUUUUUUUGUGUGUGUAAAAGCUGUCUUGUCAUAUCCAUGUAAAAAUUGGAUGAGCUGGUUUCAUUUUCAGUCUUUAUUUUAAAAAUAAAUAUGUAUCUUAAUGUGAUUUUUUAAAACUGUACCGGCAGGUAGGAAUACAUGUGUUUCUAAAACUAUUUUGUAUAUUUUCAUUUCUGGUCCACACUGUAGCUAACUAUUGUCACUGAGUCUUAAAAUAAUGUAAAUGUAUAAAAUAAAAAUCUUAGUUAUAUUAUCAGUAAAAGGGAAUGACAAAUAUUUUUUCAAUAAAAAUUUGCAU